Molecule: messenger RNA, 3767 nt
Organism: Mytilus californianus (California mussel)
Lineage: Eukaryota; Metazoa; Mollusca; Bivalvia; Mytilida; Mytilidae
Product: leucine-rich repeat-containing protein 59-like
Exons: 7
Coding region: 80-997 (305 amino acids)
Molecular function (GO): protein binding
Source: RefSeq, a predicted model, not a curated record
AGUACAUGUCUGGUUUCAUUUCCGGUGAAAUCUGGUGACGAUUUCAACUUUCAGUUUUCACUUUCUCACAGCUGUCAGAAUGCCGAAAGAAAAUUUGAAAGACAAACUAGAUGGAAACGAAUUAGAUCUUGGUUUGAGCAAUUUGACAACUGUUCCUGUCAAAGAACUGGCAGCCAUACCUAAAGCUACAGUAUUGGAUUUAUCUAACAAUGUCAUCUCAAUAUUACCUGAUCCAUUUUGCACACUUGUACACCUAGUCAAGAUUGAUCUAAGCAAAAAUUUACUAACAGAAUUGCCUGAAAAAUUUGGAAAUCUACGCAAUUUGCAACAUCUUGACCUUCUUGGGAACAAAUUAAAUGUAUUGCCAUUAAGUUUUUGGAGAUUGGAAAAAUUACGAUGGUUGGAUUUAAAAGACAAUCCUUUGAAAGACGAGCUAAAGAGAAAUGCUGGAGACUGCUUGAAUGAGAAUGAAUGCAAAAAAUGUGCACAAAGGAUAUUGAGGUAUAUGAAAGAUCUCAAUUCAGAACUAGAAAGAGUAAAACAGAGAAGGCUUCAGAAAGAAAGAGAAUUAGAAGCGUUACAGAAAGAAAAGGAAGAAAGUGAGAGACAGCAAAUAAGAGAUGAAAGAAAAGCUGAAAAAGAAAGGAAAAAGGAAGCAAGCAGAAAAAAGUAUCAGACUGAAAAAGAGGAAGAUGAGGACACACAGUCAUCAGAAGAAGGUGAAAGACUGGAUAGUGGAAAUAGAAAAAGUGCAAUAAAAGUAAAAACAGCAACUGAUGGCAGACUUUGUACAAAGGUAUUGUUAUCCUUGUUCAUGACAGCUAUAUUUAUUGUUGGAAUGAUAUAUGUAAUAUCAGUGUACUGUGAGCGAGAGAAAAAGGAAAAGUUUUGUCAAGAAUAUGGACACACUAUUGUUCGAGAAACAAAGCAUUUCAUUUGGGAAAUGGAGGAAAGAUUACAGGUCCUUUACCGUUUUAUUCAAAAGAAGUUUAAAUAGUGACCAAUUAAUAUUGUCAUAAUAAUUGUAUUACAAUUUUUUUAUUUUUAAGCAUAUGGUGCAAGGUCAAGCAGAGAGUAUAACAUAAGAAAAUAAUGUUUCUUUUUCUUAAGUUUUUAAUUAUCUUGUGUUGGAAUAUUCAGAAAUAUAUGGUGUCUGCCCCUUUCAAUAUCUAAAUGACAAUCAAUAGAGAAAAAUAAAAAUGGUAAAUUAGGUACUAGCUAAUAAUCAGCAUCUGCUAUAUAUUGAUUAAUUGGCAUACAAAAACAUGACAUUUGUUACAUAAUAAUUCCGAACAAGGUCUAUGUAUAUCACUAAGAUAAUGAAUAAUAAGACGCACAGCGAUUUAUCAUGAUACAUUUACUGGACUGUGAACUUCAAUUGAAAUUUGAUGUAAUUUUUUUCUGUGGUACAUUAUGUUAUAAAUGGAGAUAAUUAAUUUGAAAGCUACAACUUGACAAAAUUUUGUUGUUUUGAUUUAAACAGUUAUUUAGUUUUAAACAACCUGAAAACUCUUGAGGCUUUUACUUCAUGUACUUAAUUAGAAUUAUAAGUAUUAUCAUGUUAUUUGAUAUGUGUAAUUUUGCAUACAUUGUAAGUGUACAAACACAGGGUUGUGUAAAAUUAUACCAAGUUUCAAAAUAGAUGAUUUCAUUUAACAAGCUAAGGAUGUGUUGUAUGUGUAUAUGUUACAUAUUCAGGUCAAUUUCCAAUUUAUAGAAAUUUUUGUUAAUAACACUUUUAGUUGUCAGUAACUGGCAGCUUACUUUUAAUCAUUUAUUUUAGAACCAAUGUACAUGUAUUGUAACUCUACAUUUUCAUUGAUAUUAAAUGAUAUGCAUAAACAGUCAGGGGAAUUAUUGAAAUAAGUGAUUUAUAAAUCACUCAUUUAAGUACUAAAAAGUAGCAAAUUAGAAAUUCUGUGAAUUUGUAGUUUUACCAAAAUUUUAAAAAUACAGGUUUAGAUUAUAUCUUAACAUUAGUUAAAUUGAAAAAAAUGAACUUUUGCUUCUUUAAAGUAGCAAGGUUUAUGCCUUUGGUGCGAUCAUUCAGCUGUAAAUUCUAUAUUUGUUGAAAAAAUGCUAUAAUAAAGGCUUUUUGGAAUGAACUAAUACUGUAAAUUCAGAAAUUAUUGCGUGCAUUUAUUAUUGCGAUUUUGUCAUUUUAGACUAAAAUGUGAUUUUAAUUUUUGCGAUAUUGAGAAAAAUCUUGUUUAAUUCAUAUAAAAAAUUUCAAAAUGCGAGUUUAAAUUAUUGCGAUUAUAACCCUGUCGCAUUUUUCGCAAUAAUAAAAACAUCGCAAUAAUUUCUGAAUUUACAGUACUUUCUUAACAGAUUUUUCCCAACAGUUGGAGUAUUUUUCCUGUAAAAUUUAAGGAUUAUGUAAUAAAAUUUUACUGUUCGCGAUCAAAAUUUCACUGUUGGGGGGGUGUUGAAAUAAGUGGGGUUAAUUGAAAUAAUAAUACUUAAAGAAGUGAUUUUUUGGAAGAACAUGAAGAAAAUAGAGGUAUGAUACUUUAACAAGUGAUUUUCAUGCCAUUAUCUCAGAUUCAGUACAAGGUCAUCACCUGACAUGACCGGUCAUGCUAUAAACACAUGUUGGUUCUGAUAAUUUUAGCAACAUAAUUAGUCCCUGGAUCAUUAGUAUUGUAUAUUUAAAGCUACAAUAAAAUUAAAUCACUUAGUCUAGUGAUUUAUUUGUACUACUUAAAUAGGUGAUUAUUAAAGAAAGACAACUCUUACUUCCAACAUUUCUGGACAAAAUGUUACUUGAAUCAGUGAUUUAUGAUCACUCAUUUAAGUAAUUCCCCUGACUAAUAAAUAUUAUAUAUUAUUUAUAGAUUUUAUGUUUUUGAUUAUCAGCACAUUAAUAUAUUUGAUUUACCUAGCUCACGUUGAGUUGUCAGCAUAUUUUUGCUUUAAGUACCUGUCUUCGUAAGAAUCAUGCAAAAAAAGAAAGAAUGAACAAUUAGAUACUAGUGCCAUACAUAUAUACUUUAUGUUUAUAAGUUUUUCUAAUGUUUUAAAUGAAUAUUAUGUAUUUCAUAUAUGUAAUGGUCCAUUUCCAUUAUUUAUGUAGACAUCACAGAAUUACUUUGUUUUUCAUUUUAAGAUUUUUUGACAAGGGGAAACUUGUUCCACAUGUAGUUAGAGAUACUAACAGACUACCUUAUAUUACUAUAUUGCUUGCUUGACAUAUUAUCAAAUUGAGAGAGAACUUUUUUAGUCACAAUGAUUCCUUCCAAAAUCAGCUAAGUUGUCUUUAAAUUUUAUAUCAACUACAAUCUUCUCCAAGGAAAACUGGUGACAAAUUCAACAAAUACAAUUGAAAAAACAUUACAGAAGACUAUGGUGGAGGGGGUGGACAGCUUUUGAGGGAGGUGGGAGGAGGGGGGGCAUGAGGGGAAGAAGGGUACCCCCUAUCCACCCCCUCAUGGUGAAAUUUGGUUAUUGUAAUACAUUUGUAUUAUUUCUUUUUUUUAUCAUAAAGAUCGGUAUAUAUAUAACUGAAUUUGUUUCUGAACAAAAUUAUUAGGAAGGCCUGAAGUCAACCAAUUCAAUUGGUCCAAUUAUUAUUAAAUGUAUUUAUAUUCCAUGAAAACCCUUCAAAUAUGAUAGGUUGGACAUCAUCUACACAUUAAUUUGAAGUCAUUGAACAUCACAUACAUUUCACCUCAGAAUUGAGACAUAAUAUUAUUUUUGUUUUAAGAUGUUCUUUGAAACCAUAAAUGAAUAUUAUACAGUAAUUAUUAAAUUGAUUAUUAUGUUCA